AGAUGGAUCGCUGAGGAAAGUUUUGUUUUGGCAAGAAUUGGAUCAACCCAGAGCAAUCGCCUUAGAUCCUGCAAGAGGGUUCAUGUACUGGACAGACUGGGGAGAAGUGCCAAAGAUAGAACGAGCUGGGAUGGAUGGUUCAAGCCGCUCCAUUAUCGUUAACACGGACAUAUAUUGGCCGAAUGGACUGACGUUGGAUUAUGAGGAACAGAAACUCUAUUGGGCAGAUGCUAAACUGAAUUUCAUCCACAAAUCAAACCUGGAUGGAAGUCAUAGGCAAGCAGUGGUUAAAGGCUCCCUUCCACAUCCCUUUGCUUUGACACUGUUUGGGGACACGUUGUACUGGACUGACUGGAACACACAUUCGAUCUUGGCCUGCAGCAAGUACUCUGGGGAGGACCUGCGUGAAAUACAUUCCAACAUCUUCUCUCCCAUGGAUAUCCAUGCCUUCAGCCAGAAGAGACAGCCAAAUGCUACAAACCCAUGUGGAAUUAAUAAUGGUGGCUGCUCCCACUUGUGUUUGAUGUCUCCUACCAAGCCCUCUUAUCAGUGUGCAUGUCCCACUGGUGUGAAACUUCUCGAGAAUGGAAAGACCUGCAAAGAUGGCGCCACUGCGCUGCUGCUCCUGGCCCGCCGGACGGACCUGAGGCGCAUUUCCUUGGACACGCCCGAUUUCACGGACAUCGUGCUGCCGCUGGAGGACAUCAGGCACGCCAUCGCCAUCGACUUCGAUCCCCUGGAGGGAUACAUCUACUGGACAGAUGACGAAGUGAGGGCCAUCCGCCGCUCCUUCCUCGACGGCUCGGGCAGCCAGUUUGUGGUCACGGCUCAGAUCGCGCACCCCGACGGCAUCGCCGUGGACUGGCUGGCCCGCAACCUGUACUGGACGGACACCGGCACGGACCGCAUCGAGGUCACCAGGCUCAAUGGCACCAUGAGGAAAAUCCUGAUAUCAGAAGACCUGGAAGAACCCAGAGCUAUUGUGCUGGAUCCCAUGGUUGGGUAUAUGUACUGGACUGACUGGGGAGAAAUCCCAAAAAUUGAGAGGGCAGCAUUGGAUGGCUCAGACAGAAUUGUCCUGGUGAACACCUCACUUGGCUGGCCAAAUGGUUUGGCUCUGGAUUAUGCAGAAAGCAAAAUAUACUGGGGAGAUGCCAAAACAGACAAAAUAGAGGUCAUGAAUGCUGAUGGUACUGGUAGGAGAGUCCUGGUGGAAGACAAGCUGCCUCAUAUAUUUGGAUUCACUCUGUUGGGAGACUACAUUUACUGGACAGACUGGCAGAGGCGCAGCAUUGAGCGCGUGCACAAGUGCACGGCAGAGAGAGAGAUCAUCAUCGAUCAGCUGCCCGAUCUGAUGGGCCUGAAAGCCACCAACGUCCACCAGAUCAUCGGUACAAACCCCUGUGCAGAAGACAAUGGCGGCUGCAGCCACCUGUGUCUGUACCGACCACAAGGCCUUCGCUGCGCCUGCCCCAUUGGCCUCGAGCUCAUCAGUGACAUGAGGACCUGCAUCGUCCCAGAAGCUUUCCUGCUCUUUUCCAGGAGAGCAGACAUCAGGCGCAUCUCUCUAGAAACCAACAACAACAACGUUGCUAUUCCGCUCACUGGAGUCAAGGAAGCUUCUGCUCUGGAUUUUGACGUGACAGACAAUCGCAUUUACUGGACUGACAUUUCACUGAAGACCAUCAGCAGAGCAUUUAUGAAUGGCAGCGCACUGGAACAUGUUGUGGAGUUUGGCUUGGAUUAUCCCGAGGGCAUGGCUGUGGACUGGCUGGGGAAGAACUUGUACUGGGCUGACACUGGCACGAACCGCAUCGAGGUGUCCAAGCUGGAUGGGCAGCACCGCCAGGUGCUCGUGUGGAAAGAUCUCGACAGUCCUCGGGCACUGGCACUGGACCCUGCUGAGGGGUUCAUGUACUGGACUGAGUGGGGUGGCAAGCCAAAGAUUGACAGAGCUGCUAUGGAUGGCAGUGAGAGGACCACGCUGGUCCCAAACGUGGGACGGGCUAACGGCCUGACCAUUGACUAUGCCAAGAGACGCCUGUACUGGACUGACCUGGACACCAACCUGAUAGAGUCCUCCAACAUGCUAGGCCUUGACCGUGAGAUCAUAGCUGAUGAUUUGCCUCACCCCUUUGGCCUGACCCAGUACCAGGAUUACAUUUACUGGACAGACUGGAGCCGGCGGAGCAUCGAGCGAGCCAACAAGACCAGCGGCCAGAACCGAACCAUCAUCCAGGGGCACUUGGAUUACGUUAUGGACAUCCUGGUCUUCCACUCCUCCAGGCAGGCAGGCUGGAAUGAGUGUGCCUCCAGCAAUGGUCACUGCUCUCACCUAUGCCUGGCAGUCCCCGUGGGAGGGUUUGUCUGUGGCUGCCCAGCUCACUAUUCCUUGAACUCUGACAACAGGACCUGCAGUGCUCCUACCACCUUUCUGUUGUUCAGUCAGAAGAAUGCGAUUAAUCGCAUGGUGAUAGAUGAGCAGCAGAGCCCAGAUAUCAUCCUCCCCAUCCACAGCCUCCGCAAUGUCCGGGCCAUUGAUUACGACCCCCUGGAUAAGCAGCUCUACUGGAUCGACUCUCGGCAGAACAUCAUCCGGAAGGCACAGGAGGAUGGCAGCCAGAGCCUCACUGUUGUGACAAGUCCAGUUCCCAAUCAGAACCUGGACAUGCAGCCCUACGACCUGAGCAUUGACAUCUACAGCCGCUACAUCUACUGGACCUGCGAGGCCACCAACGUCAUCAAUGUGACUCGCCUGGAUGGGAGACCCAUGGGAGUGGUGCUCAAGGGGGAUCAGGAUCGGCCCAGAGCCAUUGUGGUGAAUCCAGAGAAAGGAUACAUGUAUUUCACCAACCUACAGGAGAGAUCUCCUAAAAUUGAGAGAGCAGCAUUGGAUGGAACUGAGCGAGAAGUCCUUUUUUUCAGUGGUUUGAGCAAGCCCAUUGCCUUAGCUAUUGACAGCCAGCUGGGCAAGUUGUUCUGGGCUGACUCAGAUCUGCGCAGAAUUGAAAGCAGUGACCUUUCAGGUGCUAACCGGAUCGUUUUGGAAGACUCCAAUAUCUUGCAGCCUGUGGGACUAACUGUAUUUGAGAACUGGCUGUACUGGAUUGACAGGCAGCAGCAGAUGAUUGAAAAGAUUGAUAUGACCGGUCGCGAAGGACGUACAAAGGUCCAGGCUCGUAUUGCACAGCUCAGUGACAUCCAUGCUGUGAAGGAGCUCAACCUGCAGGAAUACAGACAACAUCCGUGCUCUCAAGAUAAUGGUGGCUGCUCCCACAUUUGCAUUGUGAAGGGGGACGGCACCACGCGCUGCUCUUGCCCCGUGCACCUGGUGCUGCUGCAGGAUGAGCUGUCCUGUGGAGGUGAGAUUGACUGCAUCCCGGUGGCCUGGCGCUGCGAUGGGUUCACUGAGUGUGAAGACCACAGUGACGAGAAGAACUGCCCAGUGUGCUCUGACACCCAGUUCCAGUGUGAGAGUGGGCAGUGUAUAGACAGUGUCCUGCGCUGCAACGGGGAAGCGAAUUGUCAGGACAACUCGGACGAGAAGAACUGCGAAGUGCUGUGCUUAACGGAUCAGUUCCGCUGUGCCAGUGGGCAGUGCAUUGGGAAAAGCAAGAAGUGUGAUCACAACCUGGACUGCAGUGACAGCUCUGAUGAGCAAGGAUGCUACACAACAGAGGAACCUGCACCACAGCCCAACAACACCAUAGGCUCCAUCAUUGGUGUGAUCCUUACAGUCUUUGUGGUGGGAGCAAUGUACUUCAUCUGCCAGAGGGUGCUGUGCCCACGCAUGAAGGGGGAUGGGGAAACCAUGACCAAUGAUUAUGUGGUGCACGGGCCAGCCUCGGUGCCUCUGGGCUACGUGCCUCACCCAAGCUCUCUGUCAGGGUCUCUCCCUGGUAUGUCUCGAGGUAAAUCUGUCAUCAGCUCCCUCAGCAUUAUGGGAGGGAGCAGUGGCCCACCCUAUGACAGGGCCCAUGUUACAGGAGCCUCCUCCAGUAGUUCUUCAAGUACCAAAGGCACUUACUUUCCUCCAAUUUUGAACCCACCACCAUCACCAGCUACUGAACGUUCACACUACACCAUGGAAUUUGGUUAUUCUUCAAACAGCCCAUCCACUCAUAGAUCCUACAGCUACCGGCCCUACAGCUACCGGCACUUCGCGCCGCCCACGACGCCCUGCAGCACGGACGUGUGCGACAGCGACUACGGCCCGAGCCGCCGGCUGCCCGCGGCCGCCAAGGGCUACACCAGCGACCUCAACUACGACUCGGAGCCGGUGCCGCCGCCGCCCACGCCGCGCAGCCAGUACCUGUCGGCCGAGGAGAACUGCGAGAGCUGCCCGCCGUCCCCCUACACCGAGCGCAGCUACUCGCACCACCUAUACCCUCCGCCGCCGUCCCCCUGCACCGACUCGUCCUGAGAGCCAGCCCCCCGCCCCGCGCCCUCCGCCCCGCCGUGUAAAUACUAAAGGUUCUGCUGGGGACGGGGGGAGGGAGCCCAGUGUACAGUUAAGUGCAGGGCGGAGGAACACUGAAGAUA
Ficedula albicollis (Collared flycatcher) is the source of this 4542-nucleotide messenger RNA. It is a transcript of the gene LRP6, whose product is annotated as LDL receptor related protein 6. Gene Ontology annotation, biological process: receptor-mediated endocytosis involved in cholesterol transport; canonical Wnt signaling pathway; Wnt signaling pathway involved in somitogenesis. The transcript has 22 exons. Gene Ontology annotation, molecular function: protein binding. The record is from RefSeq and is a predicted model, not a curated record. The coding region runs from base 83 to 4423 and encodes 1446 amino acids. NCBI's taxonomy places the organism in Eukaryota, Metazoa, Chordata, Aves, Passeriformes, Muscicapidae.